Messenger RNA from Cicer arietinum (chickpea), 764 nucleotides. Its product is annotated as non-specific lipid transfer protein GPI-anchored 9. NCBI's taxonomy places the organism in Eukaryota, Viridiplantae, Streptophyta, Magnoliopsida, Fabales, Fabaceae. The record is from RefSeq and is a predicted model, not a curated record.
AUGAGACACUAGAGGAAUAGAGGAGGAAGAAAAAAAAAAUCAAGAUAAUUUUCUUCCUUUUGUUUUCUGUAAAUUUCUUCAUAAUUUUUUUUUUUAAUAUCUUUUCACUUUGUUGAAAAAAAAUCAUGGUAACUUCUAAGGCCUUCCUCUCAUUCCUCUUAAUUAAUUUAUUUUCAAAUUUUCAUCUUUGUUUUAGCGACGGUUUGGAUUCGCUAUUAUCUGGAAUUGUUAUGAAAGAUGCACAAUGCAUGCAAAAAUUGCUUCCUUGUCAACCAUAUUUGAAGAAUCCAACCAACCCUUCUCCAGCAUGUUGUUCACCUUUAAAUGAGAUAGCAAUAAAUUCAUCUGAUUGUCUUUGCAAUCUCAUGAAUAAUCCUAAGCUUUUUCUUUCCUUAGAUGUUUCUAAGGAUGAAAUUUUGAAGCUUCCAAAUGCUUGUGGUAUUAAUGUUGAUACCUCUAAGUGCAAUGCAGAAGGAACCGUACCAACACCAUCAGAAGUUGAUGAAACACUGAGUGAAGAAGAAUCUACUGAAGAAUUUUCAUCCAGCUCAAGAAAAAUGGUUACUCCAUAUGGAAUAAUUUCCUUUGUUGCAUUGUUGACAGCUCUAGUAUUUUCUGCAUACUAGGCUUAGAUACUUGGGGGUAUAUUGGUAAAAAGAAAACAGGUCUGAUGUAUGAGCUGAAAUUUCUCUUUUUGAGGCUUGGUUAUGUGAAUUUUUUUAUGUCAUGACUAAAAAAAGGAGUUAAGAACAUGAUUUUAGAAA